Molecule: messenger RNA, 1098 nt
Organism: Periophthalmus magnuspinnatus
Lineage: Eukaryota; Metazoa; Chordata; Actinopteri; Gobiiformes; Gobiidae
Gene: naa10
Product: N-alpha-acetyltransferase 10, NatA catalytic subuni
Exons: 8
Coding region: 168-821 (217 amino acids)
Biological process (GO): N-terminal peptidyl-glutamic acid acetylation
Cellular component (GO): NatA complex
Molecular function (GO): protein-N-terminal-glutamate acetyltransferase activity; protein N-terminal-serine acetyltransferase activity
Source: RefSeq, a predicted model, not a curated record
CACCGGAAAUGCGCUUCAAUCCCUCUUCCUCCUUAGCUAGCUAGCAGCGAGCAUUGAGCUAACGACUAGUCUCUUAAACAUCUUAGUUAUAGUUAACAUGAAUUGACUGCUCUCACUAGUGUAAUUUAUUUAAGUUUCUUCAUAAAUCAAAUAAACGAGCAAUCAAAAUGAACAUCAGAAACGCGCGGCCAGAGGACCUUAUGAAUAUGCAGCACUGCAAUCUGUUGUGUCUUCCUGAAAACUAUCAGAUGAAAUAUUACUUUUAUCACGGACUAUCUUGGCCUCAGCUGUCCUACAUCGCAGAAGACGAAAAUGGGAAAAUAGUUGGAUAUGUACUAGCUAAGAUGGAAGAGGACCCUGAUGAUGUACCGCAUGGACACAUUACAUCGCUGGCAGUGAAGCGCUCUCACAGAAGACUUGGUUUGGCUCAGAAACUGAUGGACCAGGCGAGCCGGGCUAUGAUUGAAAAUUUCAAUGCUAAAUAUGUCUCUCUUCAUGUCCGUAAAAGUAAUCGGGCAGCCUUGCAUCUAUAUUCAAACACUCUCAAAUUUCAGAUCAGUGAAGUGGAGCCCAAGUACUAUGCUGAUGGAGAGGACGCUUAUGCGAUGAAGAGAGACCUAGCUCACAUGGCUGAUGAGCUGAGGAAGUGUGGUGUGCGGGUGUCAGGACAGGAGGCACAGUCUGGGCAGAGUCCAUCAGGAUCUGGAGACCAAGAGCGAGAGAGUGAGAGAGACAGUGGAGGAGAAAGCAAAGAGCUGAGUGAAGUCAGCGAGGCAACAGAAAGCACAGACGUCAAAGAUUCUUCAUCUGAUUCACAAUGAUGCAGACCUAUAGGCAUUUUUAAAAUUCAUCUCCAUUUCAUCUUUUUAUCUGGGACAGCUAACACAAAUCCUUUCCUAAGGUUUGCUGCUUAUUUUCUUGAUAAGAGUGGGAUGGAUAUUGAGCAGUGAACUAGGUGUUCAUUAAGAAGCUUUUUAUUGGCAUGUUGUACCGGUGGCCCAAAGUUCAGAGACAAUUUCAAUAUUGAAAGUGGACAGUUUGAAUUCAUCAGGUUCUCUAUUUAACAUACAAAACACAAAUAAAUCUUUGAAAUACAAA